AUGCAGAAAACCACCUACUACGACAACGCCGCGGCUGCACUCUUCGGAGGCUUCUCCUCGUACCCUGGCAGCAAUGGAUUCGGCUACGACGGUCCCCCCCAACCCCCCUUCCAGGCCGCCACGCACCUGGAGAGCGACUACCAGCGCUCAGCGUGCUCGCUGCAGUCCCUGGGCAACGCCGCCCCGCAUGCCAAGAGCAAGGAGCUCAACGGCAGCUGCAUGAGGCCCGGCCUGGCCCCCGAGCCCCUGCCCGCCCCGCCCGGCUCGCCCCCGCCCAGCGCCGCACCUACCAGUGCCACUAGCAACAGCAGUAACGGGGGCGGGCCCAGCAAAAGCGCCCCCCCCAAGUGCGGUCCCGGCUCCAACUCCACCCUCACCAAACAGAUAUUCCCCUGGAUGAAAGAGUCGAGGCAAACGUCCAAGCUGAAAAACAGCUCCCCCGGCACAGCGGAGGGCUGCGGCGGCGGCGGCGGCGGCGGCGGAGUCAGCGGCGGCGGGGGCGGGGGCGGCGGCGGCGGGGGAGGGGACAAGAGCCCCCCGGGCUCGGCGGCGUCCAAGCGGGCGCGGACUGCAUACACGAGCGCGCAGCUGGUGGAGCUGGAGAAGGAGUUCCACUUCAACCGCUACCUGUGCCGGCCGCGUCGCGUGGAGAUGGCCAAUCUGCUGAACCUCAGCGAGCGACAGAUCAAGAUCUGGUUCCAGAACCGGCGCAUGAAGUACAAGAAGGACCAGAAGGCUAAGGGCCUGGCCUCGUCGUCGGGGGGCCCCUCCCCCGCCGGCAGCCCCCCGCAGCCCAUGCAGUCGACGGCCGGCUUCAUGAACGCCUUACACUCCAUGACCCCCAGCUACGAAAGCCCGUCCCCGCCCGCCUUCGGCAAAGCCCACCAGAAUGCCUACGCGCUGCCCUCCAACUACCAGCCCCCUCUCAAAGGCUGCGGCGCCCCGCAAAAGUACCCGACCCCGGCGCCCGAUUACGAGCCCCACGUCCUCCAAGCCAACGGGGGCGCCUACGGGACGCCCACCAUGCAGGGCAGCCCGGUGUACGUGGGCGGGGGCGGCUACGCGGAUCCGCUGCCGCCCCCUGCCGGUCCCUCCCUCUAUGGCCUCAACCACCUUUCCCACCACCCUUCGGGGAACCUGGACUAUAACGGGGCGCCCCCUAUGGCCUCCAGCCAGCACCACGGACCCUGCGACCCCCACCCCACCUACACAGACCUCUCCUCUCACCAUGCGCUUCCUCCUCAGGGUAGAAUCCAAGAAGCGCCCAAAUUAACACACCUGUGA
Diceros bicornis minor is the source of this 1284-nucleotide messenger RNA. It is a transcript of the gene HOXB3, whose product is annotated as homeobox B3. NCBI's taxonomy places the organism in Eukaryota, Metazoa, Chordata, Mammalia, Perissodactyla, Rhinocerotidae. The record is from RefSeq and is a predicted model, not a curated record. Gene Ontology annotation, cellular component: nucleus. Gene Ontology annotation, biological process: regulation of transcription by RNA polymerase II. Gene Ontology annotation, molecular function: RNA polymerase II cis-regulatory region sequence-specific DNA binding; DNA-binding transcription factor activity, RNA polymerase II-specific.